AUGUCAGACGCAGCGCAGCAGCUGGCCGGCAGCGGCGCCGCUGCGGCGGGUGACAACAAGCCCUUCACGGCCCACCUGUCCAAUGUCUACCUCAGUAUAUUGGCGCUGUUUUGCUUCAAACUCUUCGUCAAGAUCUCCCUCAACCUGCUCACUUACUUCUACAUCGUCCGCGGCAACCGCAAGGAAGCAGCCAGAAUAUCCGCAGAGUUUUACGACUAUGCUCAGCAACGCAGUUCUUGGACGGACCGCUCGCCGCUCCACGAAGCCGCUUCUCAGGGUCGCCUACUCGCCCUGAGGACUCUCAUCGUGCAAGGUCACAAUGUGAACAGCGUGACCAUCGACCAGGUGACCCCUCUCCAUGAGGCCUGCCUUGGAGACCAUGCACCAUGCGCGAGAGCCCUCAUCGACGCUGGCGCUGACGUCAACGCCUCAACGGUUGACGGCGCCACGCCACUGUUGAAUGCCUGCGCCGUGGGCAGUGUGGCCUGCACCGAGGUCCUCCUGGAAAACGGCGCCAAAGCUCAAAGUUUCGUGCACCGGCCGUCGCCCAUCCAUGAAGCAACGAGCAGAGGACACUGCAGUUGUGUAGAGGUUCUGCUGGCGUGGGGUGUCGAUGUAGACAUGGACAUUCCUCACUUGGGCACACCACUUUACACCGCCUGUGUCUACAAGGAGCUGGAGUGCGCCAGGAAACUCUUGAGGGAAGGCGCUAACGUCCAAAAAGGCAGAUCACUGGACUCGCCUUUGCACGCGGCAUCAGAGAAAGACUGCACGCCGGUGGUGAAACUGCUGUUGGACUUUGGCGCCGACAUCAACGCGCGGGACGGCGAAUGUCGACGGCCUGUAGAUGUGGCCCCACCAAGUAGUUUGACUGAAAGCUUCCUACUCCUCUAUGAAGCUACACCGCGGCUGCUUAGUCAACUGUGUCGACAGUGCAUCAGAAUGUGCGUUGGCCGGGAUCGACUUCACCUCCUUUGUCAUCUUCCCUUGCCCGGUCGGAUUCGGAAUUUCCUGCAGUACCAGUGA
Molecule: messenger RNA, 1026 nt
Organism: Nerophis lumbriciformis (worm pipefish)
Lineage: Eukaryota; Metazoa; Chordata; Actinopteri; Syngnathiformes; Syngnathidae
Source: RefSeq, a predicted model, not a curated record